GCAGCUUGGUGCAGCCCAGGCCGGGCGCUAGCGGCGGGAGGAGGAGCUGCGGCCGUAGCCACCCCGGGUAGGUCGGCACCGCGGGAAGCUGCCGACGACCGCGCGGGCUGUUGCUGGUCCCCGCGUGGAAGAGGCGCGGGCGGCCCCACAGUCAUGGAGCCUAGUAACGCGGCGCAGCCCGGUCCAGGGAGGGCUGUUUGGGCGCUGUCGCCGCGGCUGCUGCUGCUGCCACUGCUGCCGGUGCUGCUGGGUCGGGGGCUGCGGGCCGGGGCCGCGGCCUCCUCCUCUGGGGCGGCGGCUGAGGACAGUAGCGCCAUGGAGGAGCUCGCCACUGAGAAGGAGGCGGAGGAGAGCCACCGACAGGAUAGCGUCAGCCUGCUCACCUUCAUCCUGCUGCUCACCCUCACCAUCCUCACCAUCUGGCUCUUCAAGCACCGCCGGGUGCGCUUCCUGCACGAGACCGGGCUGGCCAUGAUCUAUGGGCUCAUUGUUGGAGUGAUCCUGAGGUAUGGAACCCCUGCUACCAGCGGUCAUGACAAGUCACUCAGCUGUACUCAGGAAGACAGAGCCUUUAGCACCUUAUUAGUGAAUGUCAGUGGGAAGUUCUUUGAAUACACUCUGAAAGGAGAAAUCAGCCCUGGCAAGAUCAACAAUGUGGAGCAGAAUGACAUGCUGCGGAAGGUAACAUUUGAUCCAGAAGUAUUUUUCAACAUUCUGCUACCUCCAAUUAUUUUCCAUGCUGGAUACAGUUUAAAGAAGAGACACUUUUUCAGAAAUCUUGGAUCGAUUCUGGCCUAUGCCUUUUUGGGGACGGCUGUUUCCUGCUUCAUUAUUGGAAAUCUUAUGUAUGGGGUGGUGAAACUCAUGAAGAUUGUGGGCCAGCUCUCUGAUAAAUUUUACUACACGGAUUGUCUCUUUUUUGGAGCAAUUAUUUCUGCCACUGACCCAGUGACCGUGUUGGCAAUCUUUAAUGAACUGCAUGCAGAUGUGGAUCUUUAUGCUCUUCUUUUUGGAGAGAGUGUCCUGAAUGAUGCUGUUGCCAUUGUACUAUCCUCGUCUAUUGUUGCCUAUCAGCCAGCAGGACUAAAUACUCACACUUUCGACGCUGCUGCCUUUUUUAAGUCAGUUGGCAUUUUUCUAGGUAUAUUUAGUGGCUCUUUUACCAUGGGAGCUGUAACUGGUGUUGUGACUGCUCUAGUGACCAAGUUUACUAAGCUGCACUGCUUCCCCCUGCUGGAGACGGCGCUUUUCUUCCUGAUGUCCUGGAGCACAUUUCUUUUGGCUGAAGCCUGUGGAUUUACAGGUGUUGUAGCUGUCCUUUUCUGUGGGAUUACACAAGCUCAUUACACAUAUAACAAUCUGUCGGUAGAAUCGAGAAGUCGAAGCAAGCAGCUUUUUGAGGUGUUACACUUUUUGGCAGAGAACUUCAUCUUCUCCUAUAUGGGCCUGGCACUGUUCACCUUCCAGAAGCAUGUUUUCAGCCCAAUUUUCAUCAUUGGUGCUUUUGUUGCCAUCUUCUUGGGUAGAGCUGCACAUAUCUACCCACUCUCCUUCUUCCUCAACUUGGGCAGAAGGCAUAAGAUUGGCUGGAAUUUUCAACACAUGAUGAUGUUUUCAGGCCUGAGGGGAGCAAUGGCAUUUGCACUUGCCAUCCGUGACACAGCAUCCUAUGCUCGCCAGAUGAUGUUCACAACCACACUGCUCAUUGUCUUCUUCACUGUAUGGGUCAUCGGGGGAGGCACCACGCCCAUGUUGUCAUGGCUCAAUAUAAGAGUUGGUGUGGAGGAGCUCUCCGAAGAGGACCAGAAUGAGCACCACUGGCGGUACUUCAGAGUUGGUGUUGACCCAGAUCAAGACCCACCACCUAACAAUGACAGCUUUCAAGUCUUACAAGGGGAUGGCCUGGAUUCUAUUGGAGGAAGCCGGACAAAGCAGGAGAGUGCAUGGAUAUUCAGGCUGUGGUAUAGCUUUGAUCACAAUUACUUGAAGCCCAUUCUCACCCACAGCGGUCCCCCGCUAACCACCACUCUCCCAGCCUGGUGUGGCUUGCUAGCUCGGUGUCUGACCAGUCCCCAGGUGUAUGAUAACCAAGAGCCACUGAGAGAAGAUGACUCUGAUUUUAUCCUGACGGAAGGUGACCUCACCUUGACCUAUGGAGACAGCACUGUGACUGCAAACGGCUCCUCGAGCUCCUACACAGCCUCCACAAGUCUUGAGGGUGGUCGGAGAACAAAAAGCAGCUCUGAGGAAGUGCUUGAGCGAGACCUGGGAAUGGGAGAUCAGAAGGUUUCCAGCCGGGGCACCCCCCUUGUGUUUCCACUGCAGGAAAAUGCAUGACUCCCCCUAAGUCUUGGAGGAUCAGGGAGGCUCUCAUGAGGAUGAGGAUGGCCAAAUGCCCCAGUGUGUGUGAGGUGUGGCAUUGACUGGGUUAAACUAAUGCUUCUGUUUCACUGGGCUCUGAAACUAUCAUCACCAAAACUUGACCCAAGACUCAGAUGGUGAAGCUAAAGUGUCUCUAAAUUAAGACAAAGGCAGACCUAUUCCCACUUUUUCAUAUAGUAGUCCGCUGUUUCAGAGUUAAACAAAAUAAUAGCAUGAUUUAAUGGUUUCUCACUUCAUUUGCCUGCAGCAUCUGACCAUGGUGGGGCAGAUAACGGGCUUCAACUCUGUGCUGUAGUGCCCAUCUAGCUGGCUUAAGGAGCAUCAACUUGGAAUGACAAGUUAGACAAAAGACAGUGAAGAAAGGAAACUGAAAUCAGAAUCCUGAUGGUACCAGAUGCUGGUGUUACCCCAGACAGUAGAGCCCCUGGCUCUGAAGACUUACACAAUUACAUUCUCCUGUCAGAGUCCUAGCUGUUCUAUCUGUGUUGCUCCUAGGCUGAAGAUUAGGAAGCUUGUCCAUAGGCUGGGGCAUUAGCUCAGUGGCAGAGUGCUAGAGUACUUGCCUACAAUGUACAAGACCCUGGGUUCCAUUCCCAGCACUGCAAAAAGUGUGUGUGAGGGGUUUCCAAGAGCAUUUCAAUAUGGGGAAAGAAGUCUAGUUCCUUCUCUGGAAGCCUUUAUAAGAGAGUUACUGAAAUGUUUAAAACCAAAGGCAAAUCAUGUUCUGUUCUUUUUUAAUUAAUCUGAGGACAGGAGGUAUUGAGAAACUGAUGAUGAUACCACUAGAACACUCACUUGACUUUGGAAGCUACUAUGUGAGCCCACUGCCUGGAAGGUAACUGAUAGACUGAGGUUUAUCUACCACAGGGUUUGAGAUAACAUGGAUAUUCAGUAGGGAAGAGAAGGCAGGAAGAAAUGGAAGAGGCUGUAGACCGUGGUUAGAGGAAAUAAUGUGAAAAAAUAACCUACAAAAAAAAGAUAGAACUCUUUAUUUUUAUUUUACAUAAAUUUCAUCCAAAAGAAGUAAUUUCAAAAUCACACUAAAUAGAAUAUAGAACUUGCUUUAUUAUAAAUUAUAUAAAUGUAUAUGUUUAGGUAAAGACUGAAUUUCCAAUGCCAACUAUUUUUAGGACAAAAACUUCAAUACUUAUAAUUUAUAAUUACUUUCCCAUUGGUACUAUUUUCAGCACCUAGAAGAUGAAAAUCAUUCUGAUGCUUUUAUUUCUAUCUGAACUUUUGUUACUAAAAAUAUAUCCAAAGCCCUUUAAAUGACUUAGCAUUUUUGCUCUUCCAGAGAAGACAGGGAAGUCCAAAAUAAACAAACAAACAAACAAAAAUCAGACUUUUUAAAACUAUUAGAUGACUGGCAUUCUGACCUCUGACCACACCUUCCUUUGUGAAAUUUGAUAACUCCAGUAAUCAAAGAUGACUCAUCUGUUGUGUGUGAGAGUUGGUGUUGGUCAAAGAAUGUCCCCUGUAGCAAUCUUCUUGUGGUCCAGGUCUUGCUGCCAUGCUCCACUUCUGAUUUUUGAACCUUUUCUUCCAGCCUGACUUGGUUUACUUUUUUUCAGGAAUUAUGUUUGGUAUAUUUAGCUAUGUUCAGAUAUAUAGGAUCAUAUCUGGGUAAAGUAGAAAGUGAGGCAGGGUGAAAUUUAGUCAGAUCCAGGCAAACUGGAGAACUUCUGGAUGCACCCUGAGGCUUCCUUUGCUAUGGCCAAUGAACCUGCCCCAAGAUUGUCCAAAUCAGAACUUCUCCAGAAGGCACUACAGAGCUGCACAUCUUCUGAGUUCUAGUGGUCAAAGGCAGUACUGUUUAAAAAAGUGUUGCUUUAACCAACUGGCUGUUUCUUUAUGGGAUGCCUUUUCCUCCAGUCCCUGAUGAAAACUGGCUCCUGUAAAGCUUCUUCAUCUAAAAAUUCUUUUCAUGGUGGUGAAGUGGUACGAGCAUCACAUGCAGUCGUGAGCAGCUGCUGGAAAUGCUGUUUUUUGGUCAUUUCUUUACAUUGUUGAAUCUGUAACUCCAGCUUCCUGAGUUUCUUGAAAAUUCAGUCUUGUUGUGAGAUUACAUCUUCAUCAUUCAAAUCUCAAUGUAUCUUUUGUUACUUGGUUAUGACGUUUUAUAUGUGACUUCAAUAUUCUGCACUGCUUUCUUGUGUUGUUUUAAGCUGCUCUCUCGAGGUUUUACAGGAAAAGCCCCACAUAUUCACCCUGGUCAGUUCCUCAGUGUGAUAAUCUCUGUCUGAGGUAAUAGUUCCUGUAUCAUCUGCCAUUUCUCUGUUUCCUUUUUUGGGGAAGAAAUUCAGCAUUUUCCACUAGAAUUUGUUCCUGAUGAUCAAUUUGUAACCAUUCAGGUGAAUAGUUUCCUCUUUGUUCCUGGCUUUUGUUUUGCCCAUUCUCUGGGAGCCUAUGUUUGCAGAAUUUGUAAUGGCUGUGGUUGAUUUUCAUUCUUCCUCUUCAUAACAAGUUGAGGGGAAUAGGCCUUUAUACUUUCAUGCUCUUUCUUUUCAUGUCAUGGUUGUACUGAGUAGCUUAUCCUGCAACAUUGGUUUGUAGGUUCUGUACCUCAUUUUUCUUGGGCUGGAGAGAUGGCUCAGCCAUUAAAGGCUAGGCUCACAAUCAAUAGAUUCUUAUUCUUGCGUUGUAAGCCCCUGUCUCCUGAAGUCUAGACUUCUCUCCUGGAGGAUUUUAGUUGCUCCCUGAGUUGCUUAGCAGGCCUGCAGAUGGCCCAUAGCACUUCCCAGUUCCAGAUUCUGUGUUUUUAUGUUUUUCUAAGCUGAAAGGUUCCUCCUGUGAAGUACAAGUAGCUCACCCAGAGAGUUCAAAACAGAAACUAACUUAAUUAUCUCUGUGUCUUUUUACUCUUGGAUUCUUCAUAUAAUGAAUGAAAACUAAAAGUAAUCAACUCUUGGUCAAGAUGUAGAACAUUUUAGUCAAUAUUCCCUUCUGUGCAUACUUGCUGAGAAAGACAUUUGCUGUUGAGAAUAAGUUUGAUUGAGACAUCUUUAUUUCCGAGGUAUAUUGAGAGAUACUUUUGCUUUCUGCCAUCAGACCUGGAACUAUCCCAUUCAUCCAGUUUCCAGAGUCAGGGUACCAGAGGAGCCCAUAACAGCAAGGAAAGUCUUAGAAUAGCUGCCAUCAUAUAAGUAUCUCCAUCAAGGCCCCAGAGCUGCAGAGUCAAUACCACCUUCUCCAGCAGCCCUAUAGGCAGCACAGACAGCAAAGGAAAUAGGAAGGGGCUGCCUGCGCCUUUUGCACUGGAGACUCCUGUUCUGAUCAGUGAGGUCAGCUGUGCUCCACAGAAGUCUUAAGACUUAGAACUUCAGACAUUGAACUGAUGCAUGCAUGCAAUAUUAGCGGCUAAAUGAGGAUUCAGAAGCAAAGUAAUGGACAUAACCCAGUAGAAAAUCCUGUCUUCUAUAAGUUUAAGAAUUCAUGUGUCUCUUGAAUAAGUUUAGGAAUUCAUGUGUCAUGCAAAGAGAGGUCGUUUUCUUGGUGGAGAGGCUACUGAACCAGGUUAAAAUGUACAUGGUUUGAAAUAUAGCAUUUCAAUUUAAAUUCUUUCUUGAUGAGCUAUCCUAAUUUACUCACUCUUAAAGUAGGUAAAGUAUUGAGAGAAAUCUUAGAGUUUUUUCCCAUGUCUUACAAUGCUGGAUGUUUUGGUAACCCGAUUUCUAAAAGAUGCUUUUAUAACGUGGUGUUUUUUCUCCUCAUUGCAUAAAAUAGUGCUCAUAAGCACUAGAACAUCAAUAGUGGCAUCACCUAUUUAAUCUUUUUGAUAGCCUAGUCUUAGCCUAAUCCUGUUGUGUUCCUCUUAAAGGAUCUUAUAAUCUUCAUUAUUUUGAAACUUGGCCCUGAUCUUUGGUUGCAAAAUAUAGACUCACCCUGACUUCUCAGGAGUUCUCAAAGAUGAAGCUACCUGUAGAAGUGGUUCUACAUUGAAGUGUUGUGCCCAGGCUGCAUGGAGAAAAGUAGAGGUGCCACAAAGCCCAGAAACUGCCUGCUUCAAAGCCAGCUCUCUGGAAACCAGACUGGGAUUGCUGAGUAAUGGUCAAGUUUGUCUGAGAAAGUAGUCCAAGUCAUCUUUCAAACCUUUCAUUUUGAGUUGAGGGAGAUGACAGCUCUGAGGACUGAAAUAUUCUAGAUCAGGCAUCCUGAACUCAGACUACUUAUUACCUUAUUACCUUUGAUUUAAAAAAUUCAAGGUUAAGGAUUUGGCUUAGCUAUAGAGCACUCCCCAGCAUGCCAAGGCCCUGGAUUCUGUUCCCAAGCACUAAAAUAAAAAUGCCAGUUAAAGGUGUAGUACCCUAAAGAUUUGGGCUCUGCAGCUUCAGAGUGGGGCCUGACAUGUGUGGUUUGUUUUGAAACUUCUAGGAUUCCUCCUGUGUAGAAGGGUUGAGCCUUUUGGAUAAAGCUCACAAGGAACCCUUUGGAAGCUUAGUUAAAGGAAUGACCUACUGAGUUAAGUGUUUGUUUAGUAAUCAUUAGUGACAAAAUGAAACUGAUUAUUAAUGUAGACUAUGCCACUGUAAAACUUUUGUGCUCAUUUUGCAGAAUUCAAGGUUGUUUUCCAUAUGAAAAUAGACUUGAAGGAAAGAGGAGGGUGACUUGAGUAUAUGCAUAGAAGAAUUUCAAACUUGUCAUCUUUAUUCCCACUUGUGGGGAAGGGAGUUUUUGUCUUUGAGCUGCUGAGUAAUCCAACACAAAGGAUUCUAGGAAGUUGUCCUUUCAAUUCGGUAUGGAAUUAAAUUAAUAGUCCCUUUUUGUGGUCAAACUUAGUCUUGUUAGUUCACAUACCUUAUUCAACAGAAUAAGGGUAGAUCUAUUCACUGCUGGGGAAGGUUGUAGUCAUUCUAUUGUCACAUGUCAGCACUGGUACAGCUCUGAUAGAAGAUAAAAACCCACUCAUUCCUUUUCAUAAUGCUCCUGUGGGAACUACCUAGAAAGCCCAAGCUUUCCUAGAGAAGGAAUUCUGGCCCUUAAAGAAGGUUGUGUGUUUCUUUCUAGCAACACCAUAGAAAGGGCAUAUCAACUUCAAUCAUCCAGGGUACUUCCUAGAGUGACCAUGGUGCUUUGGAGCUAAACAAACCACACUAUGAUAUCAAAUGUCUCAUCAAGCAAGCAGCAAGGAAUACCCUGGGUUGGAUCCUCUAGACCUCCAAAUGACUUGUGGUUCCAUAGAAAAAUAAGAUCUCUUUUGAAAGAAAAGUAAAAGUUCUCAUCUGUAUGUGAGCAAGUUCAUCCAGAGCAGAGACCAGUUCCUUCCAAAACAAAUGUCUGCUUCACAAUUCUCCUCCACAGCCUUUCCUUUGACUUGUCUCCAGUGGAAGUGAAUGUAAUUGUGUCAGAUAUUUAAUGUGAACCAUUGGUUCCCUGGUGCAGAAACACCACUGAGAUCAGAGAACAGUUGAGCAACUCACCAGAGGUACAGACCAUCCUCUUGUAAGCUACCUGGUUCCCAGUAUGAGUUCUAAGAGAACUAAAAGUAGCCCAGAGCUGACAUCACUAUCAAUCUAAAAUGUCAUCUGCAGGGAGGGCACUUGAGUCUCACACCUGCCUUUUGAUAUUGACUCUUAAGUUGGGGCAGACCCUCUCCUGAGUUAGAGCUCUUCUGUUGUUUUUGUAAGUGAGACUCUGGUUUGCUAGCAUUAGCUGUUGUGUUCUGAGGCAGUAAGUUUGACUUAACUCUUAAACUCUACUAGCCAAGAGUUUAGUUUAGAAAGAACACAUCUGGAUGCUGCUUUUACAUCUUUGGUACCUAAAAUGACUCCACCACUUUUAAAAACCUAGUUUGAACAAUCUAUAGAGAAGUAUCAGCAUCAUAGGAAUGAAUGUCAAUUAGAUGUCAAACCAGAAAAGCAUUCCUUGACAACUCUUUCAAAACAGGACCUAAAAACAAACUUUUUCCUGCUUUCAGUUUUCAUAGACGUUCUGGCAAAUUGUAAAGAGCAAAACUAAAGUUUUUGUGUUCAUUUUAUAUUCCAAAGCAGGGGAUGCUAACUUGUGGCCCAUUUGGAACAUAUAGGCAGCCAUGUUUUGGACACUCAAGCCUUGGGGAUCAGUAAAAGGAGGAUCUGUCUGUUGUGCUGCUUUCUGAGAAGGCCUAAAGUGGAUAUGAGAAUACAUAGCACAGGCUAUCAUCUUCUCAGAGCACCAUUAAAAGGGCACAAAAUAAUCUCUAAAUGUCCCAGUCUACCUUCAAGUCUUGGCCAGUGGCAAAUUUGCCUGGCUAUCUAUGCUGUAUAUGCUGAAGAAACUGAGAGCAAAAAAGAAGUGAUUAGCAUGAAGCACUGAUGGUUUGCUGUUGAAAGCAGUUUCAGAAAGUGAUCAUCCCGGUAUUUAUGGAUAGGUACCUGCAAGGGUGCUUGGGGGCUGAUUAUGAUGAUUCUACUUGCAGGCCUUGGAGGAACAGGGGAUGCUUUUCAGUUUUAUGGGUAUUCAAUCUGUGGAUAUAUAUAGUGCUGGAAGUGCUGUGGAUAUAUAUAGUGCUUUACAUUUAAAGUGUAACUUCACAGUAGGGCUGUUUCCUCCUAGGUUUUCUUUUUUAACCUAAAUCCACCUGAUCCUUCUUUCUGGCAUAUUCCCACUAAGAUAAUUAAAUGAGAAGACCAUAAAGAUUCAUUGACUAGCUGGAAAGAAACUUUUAAAGCAGAAUAGGGGGGAUUUAACAUGCAAUGAUGGGACUUUCUGGUGAACUUUUUCUAGAGAGCUGACAGAGUGUAUUUGGGGAGAAUUUUCUAGAAAAUGACAUCAAAGUGUGUUUUAACUGUGAAUAUUAAAGACUUGGAAUUAUCUGCAACCUUUAUGUGCAAUAAGGAAAACUGCAGUAGGAACCCAAAAGUGCUUUCCCUCGCUCCCUUUUUAUUUACUGUUUGCCUCAGAUAGCUAGCUGUUUAGAUUGCUAUUGUAAAGCUAGCCUUGUGGUUUUCUGGCCUUUACUAAUAUCUAACAUGUUUUUCUCUAAGCUUUUUUUUUUUUUUUUUUUUUUUUU
Molecule: messenger RNA, 9370 nt
Organism: Peromyscus leucopus (white-footed mouse)
Lineage: Eukaryota; Metazoa; Chordata; Mammalia; Rodentia; Cricetidae
Gene: Slc9a7
Product: solute carrier family 9 member A7
Exons: 17
Coding region: 154-2337 (727 amino acids)
Biological process (GO): regulation of pH; proton transmembrane transport; sodium ion transport
Cellular component (GO): recycling endosome; membrane
Molecular function (GO): sodium:proton antiporter activity
Source: RefSeq, a predicted model, not a curated record